AUGCCUACAACACACCUAUGCACACCAUACGGGCCAACCGAUCACCCUCCCACGCCUGCGAGGUGGAAGAAGCGACCCCGUCUCGCCCUUCAGUCAACCUCGGCCGUCAACUCGCUCGCAGCGCCAGGCAGGGGUGCUGAGGACGUCAAGGGGAAGGGAAAGGCUGCUGAGGGCGCUGUAUUGGCCGCUAAGGGCGCUCGACCGUGGAAAGAAGCGGAUGCUCUCCUGCAGCAGUCUUUCAGUAUCUACAGGACCACCGGAUUGCACUCCCUACCGCUCGCCUCGUCGUCGACCUCGUCCUCCCAAUUCUCCUCGUUCGCACAAUCCCUCCAAGCCUACAUCUCGCAGCAACUAGCUCUCGAGGCAACGGGAAGCUCUCGCACUGGCCGAAGGAUCAAGCGCACCAAGCGAGUCGAGGCGGGCUAUGUCGACGUCCCGCUCCUCGGCAAGGACGGUGCAAGACCGGUCAUGGUCGAGAUCGAGCUGGGCGAAGGCAGCGACAACUGCCCAUCGACGAGCAAGAGCAGAAGCGCCAGGACUCAGCGCACGUCGACCUUCGUCUUCCUUCCGCACGCGACCAGCAACUCGUUCUCCCUCCUGCUCGUCAAGUCCGCUGUUCCUGCCGCCGUCCACCUCUUCUCGACCUUCCUCUCGACCCGCUUCGAUGCCCUCAUUCAUCCCUUCCGCAUUCCUCCGCCUCGUAUGCUCGACCUCCUCCAGGCGCUCGUCCUCCAUCGCGAUCGUUCGCUGGCAGAGACAGCCUCGACAGACGAGACCGCCCUCGCAACAAACAUGACCUUUGCCUUCCCUCCCAACAUUGCCAGAGAGGGCCUCUCCACCAUGACGCUCACCCUCCCACCCGCCAUCCUCCCAUCACUCACCGCCGACUCGUCCUCCUCCUUCGUCUCCGGCCUCACCGCUCAUAUGAUCCAGACAACCUCGAUCCCGCUUUCGUCUCUCUUCCUCGUACGACUCGGUGCGGGACGCGGGACUUUCAUCCAUUCGGGUCAGGUCCCUCCUGGCGGUCCGGCGCCGUUCCUCCGCCCCGCUUCGCCGUUCGACCCGCUUCCCUCCACCGACUCGCCCUCCAUUCUCCCCGCUAGUCCCUACUCGACAGACGCGGAGGGCAAGAUCCACUUUGAUAGCAGGAGGUGGAAGCUUCAGCGCGAGGGCCAGAAGCAGGUCUGCAUGCGGGACGUGUACGGUGCUUCAGCCGGCUUCGACUUUGCCCUCAAGAACAAGGCUCUCGUCAAGACUCCCGAAGGAGCUCACGUCUCAAUCUCUGAAUCAUUCAAGCUCGACUACGAUACGACUCGCGUCUUCUACAUAGAGGCGUGUCUCCCGUACGGCAUAAAGGGCUGGCUCGGUCAAAAUGGAGGCGGGUUUGGGUUUGACCUUGGUUCCAGGGAUAAUACAACGGUCAAGAUCACGGAAGACAGGAAGGUUCAGUCGUCGUCGGCCAAGUCUCCCUCUGCGGCUCAGGCGGAAAAAAAAGCUGAAGAUUCCGCCAACCUCAUCCUGUAG
This is a messenger RNA of Rhodotorula toruloides NP11, 1524 nucleotides long. RefSeq lists its product as uncharacterized. The coding region runs from base 1 to 1524 and encodes 507 amino acids. NCBI's taxonomy places the organism in Eukaryota, Fungi, Basidiomycota, Microbotryomycetes, Sporidiobolales, Sporidiobolaceae. The transcript has 6 exons. The record is from RefSeq and is a predicted model, not a curated record.